ACCGAGAGCCUGGUUGGCAAGGGACUAGGCACGGGGGACAGAGAACGGUGGAGCCCGAGAAUCCGGGUCGAGAAGGUGGCUCCUAGAGGCCAGGAGGAGGACGAGCGUCCGGAGCGGGGCCAGAGGUCAGCCCCGGACCAAGAGGCUGCUCCGGCCGCGCGCUCCAACUUCAGACUCCGGGGGCGAGCAGCCACCGCCGCACUUGAGCUUUGGUUUCUGAAAGCGCCUUUGGCCUCCUUCUGGCCUGCUUUCCUGGGCUGCGGGAGGUGACUUCUGGGUGAAAGCCGGGCCCGCAGCGGCGCCGGACUCAGGGCGGCCGUAUUAGUCCCCGCCCCGGGGCGGUGUCAGCGGAGGGUCCCUGGAGUCCCGCUCACCACCGCCGCCGCCACGGCGGUGUGCGCCUCUCCCUCCUCGCCAGCCGAGCGGGUCGGGCGCCCGGGGUGGCCCUUUAAAAGGCAGUGUCUCGUCCAGAGGGGGUGGGCGGGGGGCACUGACCGCCAUCCGAGGCCAGGCCCCUCCCCCUCCCUCCCUUCGUCCGUCCCUCCCUCGGUCCCCGCGUCGCUCGCUCGCUCGCCGGGCGGACGCUCCGCCUCCGCCAGUCGGCUCGGCGCUCUGCUGCGCGGCGUGGAGCAGAGCCGGGGCCCGGGGCUGGGGGCUGGGAGGUCGCCGCCCGCCACGGGCAAGCUUGAGCCGCAAUGGCUGAGAUGGGUAGCAAGGGGGUGACCGCGGGGAAGAUCGCCAGCAAUGUGCAGAAGAAGCUCACUCGCGCGCAGGAGAAGGUCCUCCAGAAACUGGGGAAGGCAGAUGAGACCAAGGAUGAACAGUUUGAACAGUGUGUCCAGAAUUUCAACAAGCAGCUGAGUGAGGGCACCCGGCUGCAGAAGGAUCUCCGAACCUACCUGGCCUCAGUCAAAGCCAUGCAUGAGGCCUCCAAGAAGCUGAAUGAGUGUCUGCAGGAGGUGUACGAGCCUGACUGGCCGGGCAGGGACGAAGCCAACAAGAUCGCAGAGAACAAUGACCUGCUCUGGAUGGAUUACCACCAAAAGCUGGUGGACCAGGCGCUGCUGACCAUGGACACGUACCUGGGCCAGUUCCCGGACAUCAAGUCACGCAUUGCCAAGCGUGGGCGGAAGCUGGUGGACUAUGACAGUGCCCGGCACCAUUAUGAGUCCCUCCAGACUGCCAAAAAGAAGGAUGAAGCCAAAAUAGCUAAGGCCGAGGAAGAGCUCAUCAAAGCCCAGAAGGUGUUUGAGGAGAUGAAUGUGGACCUGCAGGAGGAGCUGCCGUCCCUGUGGAACAGCCGGGUGGGUUUCUAUGUCAACACUUUCCAGAGCAUCGCGGGCUUGGAGGAGAACUUCCACAAGGAAAUGAGUAAGCUCAACCAGAAUCUCAAUGACGUGCUGGUCAGCCUGGAGAAGCAGCACGGGAGCAACACCUUCACGGUCAAGGCCCAGCCCAGAAAGAAAACCAAACUGUUCUCCCGGCUGCGCAGAAAGAAGGGCAGUGACAACGCCCCUGCAAAAGGGAACAAGAGCCCCUCGCCUCCGCCUGAUGGCUCUCCUGCUGCCACUCCCGAGAUCAGAGUCAACCACGAGCCUGAGCCAGCCGGGGCAGCCACACCUGGGGCAGCCCUCCCCAAGUCCCCGUCCCAGCUCCGGAAAGGCCCACCAGUCCCUCCGCCUCCCAAACACACCCCGUCCAAGGAGGUCAAGCAGGAGCAGAUCCUCAGCCUGUUUGACGACACGUUUGUCCCUGAGAUCAGCGUGACCACCCCCUCCCAGCCCACAGAGAGUCCAGCUGGCAGCCUGCCUUCCGGGGAGCCCAGCGCUGCCGAGGGCACCUUUGCUGUGGCCUGGCCCAGCCAGACGGCCGAGCCAGGGCCUGCCCAACCAGCAGAGGCGUCGGAGGUGGCGGGUGGAGCCCAGGAGCCUGGGGAGCCGGCAGCAAGUGAAGCAGCCUCCAGUUCUCUCCCGGCGGUGGUGGUGGAGACCUUCUCAGCAACUGUGAACGGCACCGUGGAGAGCGGCAGCGCGGCAGGGCGCCUGGACCUGCCUCCAGGGUUCAUGUUCAAGGUGCAGGCCCAGCACGACUACACGGCCACUGACACAGACGAGCUGCAACUCAAGGCUGGAGACGUGGUGCUGGUGAUCCCCUUCCAGAACCCGGAGGAGCAGGACGAAGGCUGGCUCAUGGGCGUGAAGGAGAGUGACUGGAACCAGCACAAGGAGCUGGAGAAGUGCCGGGGUGUCUUCCCUGAGAACUUCACAGAGCGUGUGCAGUGAGGGUGUGGCUGGCGCAGCACCUGGGAGCGUGAAGAACACCACCUUUUCCCGAAAAAUGUGUGUUUCUUUCUUUCUUUCUUUUUUUUUUUUUCCUCCUGUUUUCGUUUGUAAACUUUUGAAAAGCAAAGGGAAAUUGAAGGGAGAGAGCCAAGCCAAGACGUGUUCUCCCAGAGACAAGGUUGUUUCCAGAGAACCUGGUUUCAGCAAGUCCUGUGGAGUCACCGUGUUCCUGAAGCUGCUGUGUCCCCUAGUUGAGCUCCUGCCGCACCCGCCCACGCACCGCCCUCGCCGGGUGUCGCAGCCUGUGUGCCGCUGUGGGGCGGGCCUGGGGCCUGAGCCCCCAUGCUUGCCUGGGCAAGGGCCCUCUUUUCCUGGCAGCUGCCGUGGGUGGGGUCUGGUGUUUCCAGAGACCUUGGGCCCAGACCAUCCGGGCCUGGCCCUGCCCUGCAGACCGUCUGUGUGCUGUUUGAAAAUAAAUCUUAGUGUUCAAAACAAAACGAAACAAACAAAAAAAAAAACCUGACAAAAGCA
Sus scrofa (pig) is the source of this 2813-nucleotide messenger RNA. RefSeq names its product bridging integrator 1 (gene BIN1). Gene Ontology annotation, biological process: regulation of endocytosis. Lineage: Eukaryota; Metazoa; Chordata; Mammalia; Artiodactyla; Suidae. Gene Ontology annotation, molecular function: tau protein binding; phospholipid binding. Gene Ontology annotation, cellular component: plasma membrane; cytoplasm; synaptic vesicle. The record is from RefSeq and is a predicted model, not a curated record.